AUGGAUAUAUAUUCGUCAUUGAGAGGAUCCCUUGUGUUUAUUUUCUGGUCGAAGUGUAACUGCGGUGAUUGUUUUGCGCAUUUUAUUUCAUCUCAUUUCGAAGAUGCGUUUCCUGGUUCUUGUAUAUUCUUCUGGGAUUGGUUCUCGGUGGUUGCGCUUUUUGUGAAGUUUGAAAUCGCAGAGAAUCUCGAGAUUGUAGGAAAGGUAUAA
Molecule: messenger RNA, 210 nt
Organism: Botrytis sinoallii
Lineage: Eukaryota; Fungi; Ascomycota; Leotiomycetes; Helotiales; Sclerotiniaceae
Exons: 2
Coding region: 1-210 (69 amino acids)
Source: RefSeq, a predicted model, not a curated record